Messenger RNA from Gamsiella multidivaricata, 303 nucleotides. RefSeq lists its product as uncharacterized. Bases 1 to 303 code for a protein of 100 amino acids. Lineage: Eukaryota; Fungi; Mortierellomycota; Mortierellomycetes; Mortierellales; Mortierellaceae. The transcript has a single exon. The record is from RefSeq and is a predicted model, not a curated record.
AUGUCUCUCCUCGUCCUCUUUGCUGCAGUGUCUUUGGUUAUGACCGUCGUCCAGAUGACUCCCGCCACGUCCUUUGGGGCCAUUGGUCCUUCCGGCCCUCCAGGUCCUGGCUUUGACUAUCCAGCUACAAAUGUUCCCAUCGCGCCUAUUGCCAUCAUCCCCGAGACGGAUUUUAUCCCUGUGAGCAACGUCCAGCCGGUCGUCAACGUCUUUCCAACGGACUACAAUGAUUAUUCGUGUGGCUAUGGCUGGUGUGAUGGAUAUGGCGGUCAUGGAGGCUACGGCGGCUAUGGAUCCUUCUGA